Messenger RNA from Erigeron canadensis, 4186 nucleotides. RefSeq lists its product as uncharacterized. Bases 197 to 3829 code for a protein of 1210 amino acids. The transcript has 15 exons. Lineage: Eukaryota; Viridiplantae; Streptophyta; Magnoliopsida; Asterales; Asteraceae. The record is from RefSeq and is a predicted model, not a curated record.
AAACUUUUAAAAUCAAAUUAAACAAUCGAAGAAGAAUUUUACACGCGAUUAUCACCUCCAAUAAGAAGAGGUUCAUUCCUUAUCGGUGAAAAAAAAAGUUCGAUCUUUCUUUUCAUAUGUUGUAACACUACAGUAUUGUCAUGCAUAAUUGUGUUGACAAAGUAUGUAACAAAGAUAAUACAUGUGAAGUGGUGCAAUGGCAUCAUCUGGUAAAUUUGAUCUUUCAUCUACUAGCCCAAGUAGACCGCUAUAUACCCCUGGGAAGCGUGGCUCCCAUACAGCCUCUGCAAUGGACAGGUCAUCCAGUUUUCGCGUGAACAUUGAAAAUCCAAUCCUUUCUUCUCUUCCAAACAUGUCAAGAAGUACUAUAAAUGUAAGCCAAGGCGAAGUGACUAAAUUUUUCCAAUGUUUGCGGUUUGAUCUAAAGUCAAUGGCUGCUGAAUAUAAGUGUAAUCAACAUGGCAAUUUUAGAAGACUUGCUAAUGCUGCCCUUUGUGCACCAGAUGGUUCACCAUCUGGUUCUUUGAAAGGCAAGCUUCCUUCUUCCCAUGAGGAUAUGAAACGGCUGAGGAUUGGAUUACGUGAAUCAACUAUCAAAUCCCGGGAGCGGGUAAAGAUAUUUAGUGAGGUCUUGUCCGUGAUCAACAAGUGCUUUCCAAGUAUAUCCUCAAGGAAGAGAUCUCGUCCAGAUACUUUUUCUGGGAAUCGUUCUACUGCUUUACUUGCUGAUCGAGUUGGCAUCACUGUUGGGAAGAUAGGUGCACAAAACCGUGCUCUUACUAGUGGUUUUGACUUCGAGCAGCCGAAGGUUGAAGAGAGGUGUAAACCUAUUGUUCCUAACAAGCGAACUAAAACUUCUAUGGUGGAUCAAAGGGGAGAUGCUCGACCCAACACUCCUGUGAGAUCAUAUGGAUCCGCAGAUAGGGAUAGAGAAGUUCUGAGCCUCCAAAACAGCAACACUAAUGCUGGUGUGGAUCUAUCGUCGCCAAUUGCUGAUGGAUGGGAAAAGACAAAAAUGAAGAAGAGACGCACCGGAAUAAAGGCCGAAACUGCUCCAAGUACUAGCUCGGCGUCAACUAAACUUACUGAUGGAAGCAGGAGUUGUCUUAUGGAUGCUAAGCCAAGACCAGUAGUGGCUAAUGGAGGUAUUGUUGCCGGAAAAUCUGACAGCGUGGGAAUGCGUUCUUCCAUCCCUAGGCCUGAGCAGCUGGAGAUUACAUCUGUUCUCCAUGAUAAAAGAAAUCAAACUAGUAACGUGGAGCAGGAAAGGACAAAUGUCAGACCUCUUAAAAAAGUCUUUGUUCGAGACGAGUUUAUUACUGGUACCUCUUCUUCUUCAACUAAACUGCAUGCAGCUGCUCGAGGUCCAAGAUCAGGGACAGGUGUUGUACCUAAAUUGACCAAUGUUCAGCGUGCAACUGUUUCCAGUGAUUUGGAUUCAAGUUAUGGUGCAAUUAAGAAUGCUAAUCUUAAACAAACAUUAUCAACACGUUCCUCAUCGCCACCUGUAGCCCGAUGGGCUGAUCGUAGGUUCCAGAAGAUCUCACGUACAGCAAGGCGAACUAAUCUUGUCCCUGUCGUAUCAACCAUUGAUGAAGUCCCUGAUUUUGGCAACAAUGACAUAACUGUUAGUGGAAAAGGGAGUGGAAAUGCAAGACGAUUUCCUGCCAAUUCUCCUAAAAAAUCUAAAUCAAAAGGUGACCAUACUCAGUCUUCUACCUUAUCAGAAAGUGAGGAGUCAGGGGCUGCUGAAAUCAGAUAUAGGGAUAAUGGCUGCAGGUCGGAGAAAGUUGUAAAGAUAUCAACUUCAGUCCUUCCAACAAAAAAGAAUAAGUUCAAGAGAAAGGAGGAUCUUUCUACUGGGGUUGGUAGACAAGGCAAAUUUGAAAGGGGUUUUGCUUCUGCACGAUCUGUUGGCAAAGUGAGAACAGCAAAACAGCUUAGAACUGGCAGAGUUGGUUUCGAUAAGCCUGAAAGUAAAAUAGGUCGCGCUUCUACCGGGAAACUUUCAGGCCCCAAAGCUUUUAUGCGUCAAGAGCAUUCUGCAGCUCCUUCUGCUUUGCAUUUUGCUGGUAUAGGAAAUCCUCAUGAUUAUAAGUUACAAGCAUUAGAUGAUGAGCAUGGAGAGCUUUUGGCUGCAGUGAAUGCUGUUAUCAAUCCUGGUUGUGCAUGGUCCAGCCCUUUCUGGAGGCUGAUGGAUCCUCUUUUUGGUUAUGUAUCUGAUGUGCAUGUGAACUACAUAAAGCAAGAGGGAAUCAUACUAUCUACCGCUGACACUACAAACCUGUUAGAUAGUUGCACUACACACCCUAUUGGAACUGUGGUGGUUGGAGCUCCAAAUAAUGGAAGAGUAAGCAAUAGCAAAUGCUCGGAGCUUUUAAUAUCAGAAAGUUCGCUUUGUCAGAGGCUUCUUGCUGCUCUAAUUUCAGAAGAUGAUGGCAACGAAUAUACCUGGUGUGCAAAUGAUGACCUACACUAUAAUGUUUAUGGAUCAGUAUCUGAGCGUGAAACAGAUAUAGAAUCCAAUGGCAUAAAGUGGCAUUUAAUAGAGAACUUUGAAACCGGUCGAAGUUUUUCCAGAAGUUACAGUAUAGAUUCUACAUUAAGAUCAUGUAAUGAGGUGGUGCAUAGCCGAUCGAAUAACAACAUCAUGUCUAUGUCAAAUCCAGAAAUUGCUACAAGCGGUCUCCUUUCAGAUCCAGCCAUGAUAACUAGUUGCCAAUAUGGGUAUGCUAAUGUGUCGAUAAAUGAAAGACUUCUUCUUGAGAUUCACAGUCUUGGUCUUUACCCAGCACCUGUGCCGGACUUGGUACACCCUGGAGAUGAAGACAUCAGCAAAGAUAUCAGUAGACUGCAAGGAAAACACUAUCUACAGGUAUCUAGGAAGAAAAGCCUGCUGGACAAGCUUCUCAAGUCUACUGAGCAAGCAAGGGAGCUAUAUGAGAAGGAAUAUGAGCAGCUUUCUCUUGAAAAGCUCACAGGAAUGGCUUAUCAAAAGUACAUGAGCUGUUGGGGCCCAAGUGCUCCUGGAGGUAAGAGUGCCUUUGGCAAAAUGGCUAAAAAAGCUGCUUUAAGUUGUGUCCAACGAACACUAGAUCGAUGCCACAAGUUUGAAGAAACCGGAAAGAGCUGUUUUGCUGAGCCCUUGUUUAAGGAAAUGUUUAUCUCUGGAUUGUCACAUCUGAAUGAUACACAAGUAAAUGGUGUCAUUGAUGAGAUCUCUAUGGAUAGUAUCUCAGGUACACCACUAAGCCCUUCACCAAACCAUGGCAUCAAUCCAUCUGAGCAAACUCUCAGCAAAGAUGAUGUAUGGUCGAUCAGGGUUAAGAAGAAAGAGUUGUACCUUGAUGAUGUGGCAGUGUGUACCUCUUCAGGAAUUAUAAAUAAUGCAAAAGGAAAGAGGAGUGAGAGGGACGGCCUUAGAAAUGGAGGUCCUAAAUCUGGGCGACCUGCAUCUAGUAAUGUUAAGGGUAAAAGAAAGACCAAGACAAAGCUAAAACAGAGAACAACACAGUUAUCUGCAUCUGUAAAUGACGCUCUUGGUAAAUUUUCAGAUCAACAGAGGGCACCAUUGUCUUCAGCUCUGAAGUCCACUGUCGGUGAAAGGGAUGCGUGUAUGUGGAUGGAAAACUGUGAUGAGCCACUUGAUUUGUCCCACCUACAACUUCCAGGAAUGGAUGACUUUGUUGUUGGAGAUGACUUUGGUGGACAAGGGGAAGACAUAGGUUCGUGGUUGAACAUCGAUGAUGAUGUGUUGCAGCAAGAUGAUGAUUUUAUGGGACUUGAGAUUCCAAUGGAUGAUCUAACAGACUUGAAUAUGAUGGUUUAACAGUUUGUUAUGUUGUAUAGACAUGUUGAGUAUAUUACUUACAGACGACACAUGUUUGCUGCUGUCAAGAAAUGACUAGUCAGUAAUUAGGCUAUGAUUCUUUUUCAAAACCCCUGGAAAAGGUACUAUCGAGAGAAUUCCCCGAGUGUUUCAGAUUUUGCCUGCUAUUUAAGAUAUUCACAUAGGUUGUAAAAAUCUUUUUUGCUACCUGCUAGCCAGUUUGCUUUUUCUGCUUUACCAUAUCAUAGGAGACAGGUGUAUUUUGGUUGUAGCAUUUAUUGAUCAGAGCACAAUUCCUCUUGUACAUGCAAGUUAUGAUUCUAAUAACAAUAAUAUCAAUUCAUUUUUUUUGUUAAA